ACGAUCAGCGUCAGCGAGUAAUGCAAGGCGACCCAUACGAAUUGUGCCCGACUGGACUGAGAAUGCGGUGCAGGGUGAACACUUUUGGAAGCCCACAUCGGUUUCAGGCGAUUUAUGUUGCUUGAAUGAGGAGUGCAUAAAAAGUGGUCAACGCAUGAAAUGCUCGGCCUGCCAAUUAAUUGCACAUCAGAAUUGCAUUCCAAUCGUCAAUGAAAAGACUCAAUUAGCAUGUAAGCCAACAUAUCGAGACGUAGGCGUUCGACAAUACAGGGAACAAUCGACAACGCAUCAUCACUGGGUGCAUCGCAAAAUGGAAAAGGGCAAAUGCAAACAGUGCGGAAAGGCUGUGCAAGGUAAACUUUUUGGCUCGAAGGAAAUAGUUGCAUUAUCCUGCGCUUGGUGUCACGAAGUCUACCACAAUAAGGAAUCUUGCUUUAAUCAAGCGAAAAUUGGCGAAGAGUGUUCGUUGGGCAACUAUGCACCCAUUAUUGUGCCGCCUUCUUGGAUUGUCAAACUGCCCACUAAGGGAAAUUUCAAGUCCUCCAUAAGAGUGAACAACAAAAGCAAUGUUACAAUAGGUACGAGUAAAAAGAAGGGCACGAGUAAGCGCCAAAAACAAAAGGAGGAGAAGAAAGAGCCACGCGCCUUCAUCGUGAAGCCCAUCCCAUCGCCCGAUGUCAUACCCGUGAUAGUGUUCAUAAAUCCCAAAUCGGGCGGCAAUCAAGGUGUUAAGCUUUUGG
Molecule: messenger RNA, 740 nt
Organism: Rhagoletis zephyria (snowberry fruit fly)
Lineage: Eukaryota; Metazoa; Arthropoda; Insecta; Diptera; Tephritidae
Product: eye-specific diacylglycerol kinase-like
Biological process (GO): signal transduction
Cellular component (GO): plasma membrane
Molecular function (GO): ATP-dependent diacylglycerol kinase activity
Source: RefSeq, a predicted model, not a curated record